AUGUAUCUUCUCGAUAUGAACAACCUUGUUACUUCGGACCUGGAUUUAAUCAAACAAGUUUUCAUUAAGGAUUUUGUUCAUUUCCCAACACGUUCCGGCUUUCCGAUUACUCAAAAUAAAAAGAUUAUACAAAAUAGUUUGCUUAGAAGCAUGGUUUCGGUUGUUCAAGGUGAUGAUUGGCGACGUGUUCGUAAUACUAUAACGCCAGCUUUUACUGCAGCUAAGUUAAAGAAGGUUGGAAAAUGA
Molecule: messenger RNA, 246 nt
Organism: Meloidogyne enterolobii
Lineage: Eukaryota; Metazoa; Nematoda; Chromadorea; Rhabditida; Meloidogynidae
Source: the annotation of a GenBank genome assembly